Hippocampus zosterae (dwarf seahorse) is the source of this 7285-nucleotide messenger RNA. Its product is annotated as beta/gamma crystallin domain-containing protein 1-like. Bases 123 to 6611 code for a protein of 2162 amino acids. The transcript has 25 exons. Lineage: Eukaryota; Metazoa; Chordata; Actinopteri; Syngnathiformes; Syngnathidae. The record is from RefSeq and is a predicted model, not a curated record.
AAGUGCCAUCCUUCAGGCGUCUUCUUGGCGCGAGCAAUUAAUUAAUGUAAUCGGAGGUACAAGCGAGCCUCUCAUCAAACUACGGAGCACGGCUCCGUCCUUCCGUCCCCCUAAACGCGGUGAUGGCGAAGAAGUCGCUGAGCAAAAAGUCUUUCAAAUCUUUUUUCACCAAGAGUGAACCCAACCCGGGCGAGUCGUCGGUGGAGAGCGCGGAGAAAAAAACAGACGAGAAGAAGAGGUUCAAGUUGCCAAAGUUGAAGAUAAAGUCGAAGGGGAGCCCCUCUUUCCCGAAGCAGCAAGUGUUCAGUCCUGCUGAACCCGUUACCAGUCCGGUGGAUGGACCCGUCUUGGCCAAGACAAAAUCACCAAUAUAUGCCAGUGCGCCGAGGUCAAAGGCCCAACACUUGAGCACCUCUGAGACCAAUCUCCAUAAACCCAACAAAUUUGCCACAUUUUCCUUCGGUCUUCUGAAAAAGCAGAAAAAGAAGAAAGAUGAGAAUCUCUCUCGAAGCGCUUUUGGUCUCCAUCGAGCGGAUAUUGAAGAGCAUAAUGAGAGAAGCGUGGACCUCGCUCUUCAGGGCAACCGAAGAGCAGCGCUCAGCAUGUCUCAGCCAGCGCUCGACACCAGUGACAACUUUGACAUCCCUUCCCCUCCGUCCGUACAUUCCAAUGUCUUAAAAUCUUACUUGGCUCUCUCGCAACAAACGCGUUUCGCUCGUACCUCCAAGGCAGGACUUCGAGAACAUCCGACAAAUGGCUCGGACCUUCUCUUGCACGCUAUAGGUCAAAACUCGGCGACUGCAGAUAUUCACGUUCAAUCGGAAGAGAAGGAAAACAGUCCCGUGGACAGCAACCGGUCUGAUUGUCACCCCCCUUUACCGGAUGCUUCGUAUCAAUUUCCUGAUGAAGCGGUCGGCGGCGACUUGGCCGAGGAACGCCGUGUUUUCCGGCAAUCGAACACUGACGGUGUUCCACCGUCCCAUCAUGAAACGAGCGUCCUCGACACACCUGAUGGCGGAUCCCCAAAUAAUGAAGCUGAUGCUACUGAGCGCGCUACGGAAUCCGCUGUGGUCCAACAAGACAUCCGAGCGACUCACGACGAAACUUCGGAGAUUGCCGACAAAACGUUGCCCGUUAGCAAUCGUACCGUCAGUCCGUCUGCCAAUCAAGAUGCGGUUUAUGGCGCUUUGUAUGACUCGCUGUUCCCCCAAAGUUUUACCACCGAAGUGCUGUCUUCAGUCCCAACAAGUCAUGGCGACAUCUACCGCGAGACCAGAACCGUCACCAAAUCCGAACCCCUUGUGAUUGAAACAUCUUCACAUUUUGAGGAAGAAACAAAUCACACCCAAACUUCAAGUGUUCCUGAUAGAAAUCCUACUUUUGGCGUUUACGACGAACGGCCCUCCCACCAGCGCUUUUACUCUUGCAAUACGACCUGGAAGGACCUAAUCACCCCCCGCGGCUAUCAAUCUUCCGCUUCCCAUCCAUCGAGCUAUUCUGAACAUCUCGACAAGAGUCCUUAUUCAGUCCGCCCCGAUGCAGGCGUCAAAUUAAACAGUGUCGGUCUACGUGAAGAAACCUCAGCCCCCGUGGCUCCAAACGCUGCCCUUCCUGUUUCUGACUAUUUAACAACCCUAGGGACAGACACUCGGGUUACAGACUCCAAACGGAGGGCGAUCCUCGUCAAAGAGGUUGUAGCCGAGGGGGUGAGUCGGGAUUCUGGAUUUUCCUCUUCUAAACCAGACAAAGUGACCGCAGCAGCAGGUUUGAAGAGAGAAAAGGAUGCGGAUCAAGACUUUGUUUCUUCUCCCACCCCCGGACUCCAGAAGACUUCUUCUAUACCUUGCAGCCCGUUGUAUCUGAGCGUGGGAUCAGAUGAUGGGAGCACCGUGGACAUCUAUUUCAGCGCGGAGGAGGACAACGUUUAUAGUUUGGAUGAGCAAGUUCACGUCGGGGACAAGCGAGAAGAUGAAAGUUUUGGGGGUCCGUCAGAGGUCAGCCGCUUCGAGAAGGUGCCAUUGGCUAAAGAGGCAAUUGAGAGAACGGAACAUUUUGCGCUCUUUAGCUUUGGGAGAAGCGAAAGAGCCAACAAGGAAAUGGAAGAUCUCGAAGAGCAUCGGCACACAUUCCAAAGAAGUCACAGAGAAGAAUUCCAAGUGCCCUUCACUGAUAGAACCGAGUUUCUUCAAGCUGAAGAGGAGUUGGUCGCCCAGGUACUGCCGAAGAUAAAAGAACAGGAGUUACCGGUCAUACCGGUUCUGCCGGCGAAAACGGCAAUGGAAUGCGAGUUGGCUGCACCCUCCGGUAACACGCAGGGGCACGGGGCUGACAAAACCUGCAUCAAGGUCACCGAAAAACCAAAGUGGACCUUAAGCGAGGAGCGAGAUCUGCCAGACCGAGAUCUGCAAAGUCCCCGAUUUUUGCUUCAGAACAACGCCAGGCGGGAAGAUAAAGACUUAAGCGCAUAUCAACUCAAAGAGGCGGAGGAGAAACAUUUAUCGAUUGCAGUUACAGCUAAAGAAGAGCGGCAGGAGCGUGCGUGCGACCAGAGUACCGGUUCGACACGUGCCCUUCCGGCCUCUCGCGUCGCCGAGGUAGACGCGAGCGUCGCGUCGCACGGCGCCGAGCUGGAAUCAGACGCCGCUGCAAGUCGACACAAUAAGGUGGCACGGGAGAGCGAGUGGGCGGAUACAAUUGCUGAGAGCGUAGGAAGCGGCGUGCGGCCAGAGCAGGGAGCAGUUAAGCUGUCAGACCUCAAAGCGGACACACGCCAUCCUCGGGAAGAAGCUCUGCGGGAACUCUUUGGGACGCAGGGGCAGCUGCCAGAAGCGCAAACUGACCUUCAAGAGCGAUCCCCCACAGCACCUUCCGACACCUUUCAUGCACACGAUCCCGAGGCCCACGCAGACCACCAACCCGAUGACAAAAUGUAUUCAGGCUAUAGCAGCCUGAACGCCACCCUGCAUGAAUCCGGAGACCGUUUCCGUCAAGUAUCCCCGAUGCCGGAUGACGCAGCCCAACGGGAGGCGCUGUCUUACGGCCUUACGGAGUCGAACGGAGCAACGCUUGGCACGGAACGCGUCCGGAAAAGUUCAUUUGAUGGUGUGUCCAGAUUCAUGCCCCAAGAGGAGUCGUUUUUGUCGGGUAAUCAGAGCUACAGACUAUCCGACACCUCCUCCAGCUCCUACUCCUCCUCCGUUCUCCCCGAGGCCCCGUCAUACAGCUACGGCGGCCAAAGUGAGCUUGGCAGACAGUCAAAAGCCUUCCCCGCGGACGACACAGACGCAUCCUGUUUUACUGGUGUGUUUAAGGCCACCCUCGUGGAGCUCGACGACCCAGCGGCUGCCGGCUCCACACCCCCGGCCUCCCCGGACGUUGACUGCAACCAGUUUGACAUGGACAACCUGGUGGAUACCCUCAAGAGCAUGGGCCCCUCGCUGAGGCCGAGAAGCAUGAGCCUGCGCGGGCCCACCGCCGUCCCCGUCUCAGCCUUGCCGCCCAUUGUGGAAGACGCCCCCAACCCCGGCGUCUCCGACAUCCUCGCAAGCCCCACAAAGAGGACGCAAGCCGGACCGGCCGGCGAGGCCCGCAAUGGAAUUUACACGCUGCCCGCCGAUCUGGGCCUCAAGAGAAACACGAGCAGAGACACGCGCUCGCCCAUGGAGUUAAUGAAGAAGCAGGAGCAGUCUGGACCGAGAGACAUGCCCCUCAGAGCAACCGCCAGCCAAAGUAUUCUCAUGAGGAAAUCUUCCGAUGCUUCGGACGAGCACAAAUCCCUCAAUGGGAACGCGACGCAACAGCCGUCCAAAACCCGUCUGGAGAACAGCGUCAUCUUUGGAAGUUACAAAUCCUCCUCCGUGGAUCAAACGCAGGAUAACAGCAAAUUCCAACGUUCGGUGUUCCGCACCGGCUCGCUCCCCGAUUUGGGCUCUUCUAAUAUUCGGAAGGAGCUGAGCGAAGUCAACGCCGCCACAGAUUCAUCAUCCCGCUUUGAACGCUUAUCUUUUCUCAUCAAUUCCCCGCCUUCUUCAUCCAGCUUCUCGAGCGGGUCCGAUGACGUCACCCCUCGCAGAAGUCUGCCCCUGCAACAGAACCUCACGUCGUCGGUCUCGAGCGCCAUCCCCUCUCGCCAUCUCAGUCCCACCGGUACUUUGGAGAAUCACCGUUUGUUCCCCACCACCGAAUCGGCCUCCUCUUACUUAAAAUUUGGCCAGACGCUGAGCCAAGGAAUUGGCGCCGGCGCCAUCAGUGCCCCUCUCCAGAGGAGCUUCAGUCACGAAUCCAUUUCGGUGGGUGCUCAACAGAAUUCGCUGAUCAACAACAACCUCCUAAGAGGACCUCAAAUCCCAAAAACUGAACCGGAGAGGACUGUAAAAUACAGAGCCUUUCCCGAUGCUUAUCUCACCAAAGAAAAGGAACAUGGGAAGCUCAACCCUCGUCCCGGGAAGAUGUAUAUUUUUGACCGACCCGGGAUGUGCGGCCAGAGGAUCGAGUUGUGUGGCGAUAUUGCCGACGCCACGUCUUGGGAGCUGCAGGAGACAAUUUCCAUCAGGGUGAUCCGAGGAGGAUGGGUUCUGUAUGAGAAGCGCAACUUCAAAGGAGAGAAGAUCGCCCUGGAUGAGGGCGACAUCGAGCUCACCUGCCCUUUCCAGCAACCCAAGGCAGAGGGCGAGCAGCAGACCAAUGGACAGAAGGUCGCCGGGGAGCAAAAGGGUGAAGAGAACGGAGAAACGAGCGAGGGACAGACCAAAACGAAAGCAGCCAAGAAGUCCAUUAUCGGAUCCGUUCGACGGGCAGUGAGGGACUACAGCGUCCCUGAAAUCAGCCUCUUCCCGGAGGAGAACGCCGAGGGGAAGAAAGUCAUCUUCAGAGAUACGUCGGAGGAUGCGAGAAUUUUUGGAUUCCCCAUCAAGGCUAAUUCGAUCAUCAUCAAUGCCGGACUGUGGCUGGUGUUUUCAAAACCCUUUUUCGAGGGCUCUCCGCGUGUGUUGGAAGUCGGCGGCUAUUCCAAUCCUGCCUCCUGGGGUGUCGAGCAACCCUAUGUGGGGUCGUUGCAUCCGCUCAAAAUCGGGGAACCAAAAGUGGAAAACAUAAGUGAACCAACGAUUGAGAUUUUCGAAAGGUCGUAUUUCACGGGCAAAUCAAGGAUCCUCACCUCGAACAUGAAAGAUUUCAUGACACGAGUGGACAGGCAGCAGGGCGCCUUCAUGUACUCUGUGGGCUCCCUCAAAGUGCGCGGAGGAAUCUGGGUGGGCUAUGAGAAGGAAGGAUAUCGAGGCCACCAGUACCUGCUGGAGGAGGGCGAGUACCAUGACUGGAGAGUGUGGGGAGGCUCAAACUCUGAGCUGCGCUCCGUUCGGGUUCUCCAGGCUGACUUGAGCGACCCCUUAAUGGUGAUGUUCGAGCAGCCAGAGGAAGAGGAGGGUGCCGUCGCCCAAGAGGAGAACACCUUUGAGGUGACGGAGGCCAUUCCAGAUGUUGAGCUUUUUGGCUUCAAGAUCAACACCCAUUCCAUCCAAGUCUUCAGUGGAGUGUGGGUAGCCUACUCCCAUGUGGACUUCUCCGGUAACCAAUACAUCCUGGAGAAAGGCUUCUAUAGUACGAGUGCAGACUGGGGUUCCCGUGACACUCGCAUCUGUUCCGUGCAGCCAGUUCGUUUGGCUCCAGCUGACGGUAACAGGACCAGAAAUGAGAUACUAUUGUACUCGGAACCGGACUACAAGGGAGAGUGCCUUAUCUUCAACUAUAAACAGGAAGCCGCAACAGAAGAAUUCCAGACCAAGUCCUGCAGAGUUGUUGGAGGAAGCUGGGUUCUCUAUGAGAAUAAAGAUUUUUCAGGGACCAUGUAUGUCUUAUCAGAAGGAGGCUAUCGCUCAUUAACAAGCAUGGGCUGCCCACCAAACACCUUCAUCCGCUCCGUCAAGGCUGUGCCGAUGAUUUUCUCAGUUCCAUCCAUCUCAUUGUUUGGGCUGGAAGGUCUGGAGGGAAGGGAGAUCGCAACAGACUCUGAGCUUGUCAACAUGCAAGCGGAGGGCUUCAAUGACCACGUCCUUUCGGUCAGAGUCAACAGUGGCUGCUGGGUGCUAUUUGAAUUUGGCAACUAUAGAGGGCGCCAAUUCCUUUUGGAGCCGACGGAAAUCACCAACUGGCCCAAGUUCAGCUCUGUGCAGACGAUUGGCUCCCUGUAUCCAGUCAGACAGAAGCGGCACUUUUUCCGCAUCCGGAAUGCAGACAGCCAUCACCUCAUGUCCAUCCAGGGCGGGGUGGAAGAGCUGAAGUCCGGACGGGUGGUGGUCACACCAGAGGCGGAGCCCAUGAGUGACAUUUGGUUCUAUCAGGAUGGACAAAUCAAAAAUAAGCUUUCCCCCAUCAUGAGUCUUCAAGUGAUGGGCAAUGUUGAGCCGGGAGCCAAAUUGGUUUUAUGGAACGUGACCCGGCAGCCCGCCCAGACUUGGAUGGCCCAGAUGAGAGGUCGACUCAGCAGCAUUACGUACCCUGGAAUGGUCAUUGAUGUCAAAGGUGGCCAAAGCUACGAUAAGGACCAUGUAGUGAUUAUGCCAGAGAGUGACGAGAGGUUAAGCCAACAGUGGGAGAUUGUACUGAUCAAUUAAACCGCCACAGACGUGUUGCUCGCUUUGGCAAAACUUCCACUCACAUUUACAGGCUACCGCCCCCCCCCCCCCCCCACCCCACCAGAAUCCCCGGAACCAAGAGCAAUCCCAUGCGUUACUUUUUAUUAAUUUUAUUGAAACCCGUUGUAGUCAUCAUACCGCCCCCCAAAGAAUAUUCUAUGCUUGUGGUUUGUAGUAUACAGAGGACAGGAAGAAGUAUUCACACGUAGUUUAUGGGGGUAAAAGCUUCAGACUUUACCCUGUUACUUUUCUCAUACCUUGAGUGUACAAUUGCACACUCCACUCAACUAAUGCUUAAAAUGGACAGCUGAGAGAUAAAGCCAAAGAAUGUACGGUAUGCAAAAUACUUAAAAGCUAUUUUUAUAUUGUGUCAACAUAUUUUAUGGUGUUCCUCAUCUCUAUGCAGUGUAUUGUAUGCGAGUUUGUGGGAUGUGUAUGUCUGUUUUUUUGGUUUUUUUUGCUGAAAGUGCGAUAGAGAAAUAUGUACCUAGAUAUCGAUAUAUACAUACAGUAUAUAUAAAGAGAGAGAAAUAGAUUAAUAAUACCUGCAAAAAUUGUAUGUUCUUUGAUACUAAAGUCAUAAUAUAUAAACGAGGGUGUGUUUUUAAAAUGCUAAUAAAAUUUAAACGCUGUCUAAGCGAAUGAAAACAAAA